AAGUUUAUAAAAUUUAACUAAAAAAAUCAAAGUAAAGACUUUUAUAGGAUGAAGGGAGUAUAUUGUUUAUACAAUGAUGCUCGAUUGUUCUAAAUUAAUUUUCUCACAUUUCUUUUUGGAUUGUUCCAAAAUAUAUUUCACAUUCCUUAAAACAAAUAGAAAUGCAAAAAAUUUGGGCUCAGUUUGCAUCAACGUUAUUGGGCUCAGUACAUAAAAACCAUAUUGUUGGAAAUAUUUGGGCUGAAGUUUUUAUAAUCGAUUAUCGUCUUUCAAAGCCCAAAAAGAUCUUUGGACAGCGAUGACACACAGUUUGAUCCUCCAAAGACCUGGUAAGCAAGAAGGAAGAAGAGAGGGAAUAGAGGAGAGCGGGCCGUCGCCGUCGCCGUCAAUGGAAGCUCACGGCAGCGAAGAUUUCGCCGUCGGCUGCAUCCUCUCCGUUAAAACGACGUUCGGUGAAGAGUUCGAAGGCAAAGUCAUCACCUUCGACCGCCCCUCCAACAUCCUCGUCAUUCAUAUCCUUUUACUCCAUCAAAAUCUGAUCUUUUCUUAUGUGGAUUGCAAUUUCAUGGGGGGGUUUCACUUGAUUUUCUUGACUUUGAUCUUGAAAGCACAAGAAGGAGGGAGUUCAGGGGCUGGGGCAAAGAUGAAUAUAAGGCUGUUGAAAGCCAAUUAUAUCAAGGAAUUUGCUCUAUUGGGUCAUGGAGAUGACCCUCUGGAUGCCAGCAAGUGUUUUCUUGAUCUUGAGACUCUUAAAUCUAGAGAAGAUUCCGCUAUUAGACAAGCGGAGUUGGAUGCCGAGAGAUUCGGGGUCGGUGUCACAGCUGAGGCUCAGAGUAUAUUUGAUGCUUUAGCUAAAACGCUUCCGGUGCGGUGGGACCAGACGGCCAUAGUUGUGAUGAACGAGGUCCGUGUGAGCAGUCCCUACCUUCCCGAGUCAGUGAAGGGCGGUACCCCUGCCGCUAACGAAAGGGUGCGAAAAGUGCUUGAAUUUGAGAGGAAGAGACUACAAGCACGCAACUCCGGACAGUGACUGGUCUCGGACCCCCGCCCCCACCCCCACCCCCACCCCCAUUGGGAAGCUACUGUUGCAUCACCGCAAAGUGUGCUGCGGGUCCCACGUAGUUUCCCGCCGUGGCUUGAUAACUUGUUGCAGACCUCAGUGAAAAAAAUGUUACACUUCAUAUAUUUGUAUGAUAUUCUGGGUUUUAUAAUGGUGACUAAUUUCCCAUCACCACCACCACAUGACACAAUACCAGAUUGUUUUGAAGCAACAGGUCAAUUUUAGUUUGGUCUUUGUCUUGCUUUAUACUUACUUGGUGG
Cuscuta campestris is the source of this 1320-nucleotide messenger RNA. Lineage: Eukaryota; Viridiplantae; Streptophyta; Magnoliopsida; Solanales; Convolvulaceae. The record is from the annotation of a GenBank genome assembly.